Messenger RNA from Arabis nemorensis, 282 nucleotides. The record is from the annotation of a GenBank genome assembly. Lineage: Eukaryota; Viridiplantae; Streptophyta; Magnoliopsida; Brassicales; Brassicaceae.
AUGGAGAUCCAAAGGCGAUUUUCCGGCGAUAGGCUUUUAUGUUACAAAAACGGCGAAAGAGAACAAAGCAAGCAGGAGUAUGAGAGAAACACUCCGGUGAGGAAACUACACACAUCCACCGCAAAUCUACUUACAAGUUCGGAGGUUCCACCGCCGGAUUCUCCUUCUUCCGCUUCUCGCUCCGCCGUUCGUUCUCAUCAGCCAUCGGAUGGGAUUAGUAAAGUGGUGGUUGGAGGUCAAGUGACUGAUGAGGAAGUUGAGAGCUUGAACAGAAGAAGGUGA